This is a messenger RNA of Stomoxys calcitrans (stable fly), 1261 nucleotides long. RefSeq names its product inactive pancreatic lipase-related protein 1. Bases 35 to 1192 code for a protein of 385 amino acids. Gene Ontology annotation, biological process: lipid metabolic process. The record is from RefSeq and is a predicted model, not a curated record. Gene Ontology annotation, molecular function: lipase activity. The transcript has 6 exons. NCBI's taxonomy places the organism in Eukaryota, Metazoa, Arthropoda, Insecta, Diptera, Muscidae.
GGAGAUAAAUUGUAUCUUGUUGGGAAGCAGCGAAAUGUCGGUUGAUACCAUACACUGUUUGUGCAAUAUAAUUAGCCCAUGUCGCAAUGAAUUGGCUACAACUUUUAUUUUGGUACAAUGGCUAGUAACGGCCAUUUCAACUAUUUUGAAUACUGUGCGGCCAGUGUUAAGUUUCUUUGGCAUUAGGGCUCAAGUGGAACUGAACGAAGAGGACUAUAAUGACACCUGGAUGUAUAUGCCCGAUGGUGAUGGGCAACCUCAGGUGGCCUAUUUGGUUGAGCCACCUCCUGAGGAUAAUCGCAAUGAAGUGCCGCAGAUUAUACAAUUUGAAUACUAUGGAAGUUCAAAUCCUUCGGAGCCUGUGGUCAGCAAUGUGUGGUUAAACGAAGAGGGAAUUACUCGCCACAAACGUGAUACUUGGGAAGAAAUGGCUGAAAAAUUCAAUCCUGCUUUGGAUACAAAAAUUUUGGUACAUGGUUGGAAGUCGAGCACACAAAGUAAUUCCAUACAAUCGAUUCGAGGAGGUUAUAUAAAAAGGGGUCAUGUCAAUGUUUUUGCCAUCAAUUGGAGGGAUCAAGCUGAUAAUAUUUACUAUCUAAGGCCGGCCCGUUAUACUGUACAAGUGGGUCGAGCGGUUGCCAAACUUAUUGAUCUUUUGGUUGAGGAGAAGAACGCUGAUCCCAAACGCAUCCACUUGAUAGGUCAUAGUUUGGGUUCACAUAUAAUGGGCUAUGCUGGAUCUUAUACCAAAUAUCGAGUUUCAAGAAUAACGGGCUUAGAUCCCGCCCGUCCCGCUUUUGAAGACUGCAUAGGACCUGAAAAUCAUUUGGAUCACACAGAUGCCGAAUUUGUAGAUGUUAUCCAUAGUUGUGCUGGUUAUCUGGGCUUUAAAAACCCCAUAGGACAUGCAGAUUUCUAUCCUAAUGGUGGCAGUCCACCACAGCCUGGAUGUAGUGAAAUUGGGCAAAUAUUUACUGGUUGCAGCCAUGGAAGAUCAUAUGAAUACUAUGCCGAAUCUAUUAACAGCGAUAAGGGUUUCUAUGCUCUUCCUUGCACUUCACUGUUCGAUAUCAAGGGUAAUAAUUGUACAGGUGACAAAAUCCUAAUGGGUGAUCCAAUACCACAUACGGCGCAAGGUAUUUACUAUCUAAAGACUUCGGACAAACCUUCAUUUGCCUUGGGCAUGAUUUAAAAACGAUUAUCGUAUAUAUUCAACUUGUAUUAAAAUUUCUAUUAUAUUAAAGAUCUUUUGUGGAAAAUA